This is a messenger RNA of Colossoma macropomum (tambaqui), 3125 nucleotides long. RefSeq names its product hydroperoxide isomerase ALOXE3-like. The transcript has 15 exons. NCBI's taxonomy places the organism in Eukaryota, Metazoa, Chordata, Actinopteri, Characiformes, Serrasalmidae. Gene Ontology annotation, molecular function: protein binding; iron ion binding; oxidoreductase activity, acting on single donors with incorporation of molecular oxygen, incorporation of two atoms of oxygen. Gene Ontology annotation, biological process: lipid oxidation; linoleic acid metabolic process. Bases 124 to 2142 code for a protein of 672 amino acids. The record is from RefSeq and is a predicted model, not a curated record.
UGUGUCUGUGGGUAUAUAAAUGUGGUGAAUCCAGGAGGGCUGUAUCACUUUGGGUGAGCUUGCUGCGCUCCUUCUAAAGCAUUAACAGUCUUCGCUGAGUAUCAGUCCUGCAUUAGGGUAGCCAUGGGAAAGUACGAAAUCCAGGUCUUCACCGGUACUGCUCUUGGCGCUGGCACCUCUAACAAGAUCUACAUCAAGUUAAUUGGCUCAAUCUCCAAUAGUGGACCCCAUAAGCUUGCAACGCUAACAACCUUUUGGCCUGGAUCAAACCAGACUUUCACAAUCGAAAGCCAAUCAAAUAUAGGCGAGCUCUUACUGGUUGAAGUGGAACCUAAGCCACGAUCAUUGAUGCUAUACGUGGAUGAUGACUGGUUCUGCACCAAAAUCAUUGUAACAACACCUGAAGGAGUCGAUGUGCUUUUCCCAUGUCAUUGCUGGAUGAGCAGACAUGAGAAGCUGACUCUGAGGCAUUCUGUGGCCAUGCUAAAAACCAAGGACACGGUUCCUCUACUCCUGGCGCACAGACACGAGAACCUGAAGAAACGGCGCCAAGAGUUCAAGUGGAGUUUAUAUGCUCCGGGAUUACCUCACACUGUGCUCGCUACAUUUUCACAUGAGUUGCCACCUGAGGUCAGAUUCUCUUUCACCAAAGACAACGAAUUCCUGUUCACCGCGAGUGCAGCUUUCAUGAAGCUGAAACUGGAGCAUCCUUUAAACGGUACCUGGGAUAGCUUUGAAGAUAUCAGUAGAAUUCUCUCCAAGAAGCCGAAGACUUACGAAUAUGUGGAGAAGAACUGGAUGACAGAUGAAUUCUUUGGAUACCAAUUUCUAAAUGGUCUGAAUCCCAUGAUCAUCAAGCGCUGCUCAAAGCUGCCUGAGAAAUUCCCGGUCACCAAUGAAAUGGUCAAAAGUUUUUUACCAGACAAGAGCACGUUGGAAUCAGAAAUGAAGAAGGGAAAUGUCUUUCUCUGUGACUACGAAAGACUGAAAGACCUUGAGGGAAAUGAGAUCUCCAGGGAAAAGCAGUAUCUGGCAGCUCCUCUCUGUCUGCUUUUCAGCACUCACGGCAAACUGAUGCCAAUUGCCAUCCAGUUGAACCAGCAGCCUGGACCAGGGAAUCCUAUCUUUCUGCCCUCCGACUCUGAGAAUGAUUGGUUGUUGGCUAAGAUCUUUGUGAGAAAUGCAGAGUUUAAUGAACACGAGCUGAACUUCCAUCUGCUGCGCACUCAUCUGAUGGGCGAGGUCUUCACUGUGGCAACGUUGCGCAGCUUGCCUUCAUGUCAUCCCCUUGCUUUAUCACUCUUCCUCUUCCAGCUCCUGAUACCUCACACUCGCUACAAUCUCCAGAUCAACAUCAUGGCCAGGAAUCUGCUGAUCUCAGAGAUUGGAUACUUCCCUCAGUUCACUGCCAUUGGAAACGAGUCUAUGACCACCUUCCUGAAAAGAGCAGCCUCUUCUAUGACGUACAGCUCCCUCUGUAUGCCAGAUAAUAUCAAGGAGAGGGGAUUGGAGACGAUUCCCAAUUGCUACUACAGAGAUGAUGGUCUGGAGCUGUGGGACAUUGUUUACAAGUUUGUGUCUGGAUUUGUGUCGCAUUACUACAGCGAUCAAGAUGUCAAGGAAGACAACGAGCUGCACUCAUGGCUCACUGAGAUAAGAGAAAACGGCUUCCUGGAACACAGUGAAGCUGGAUUUCCCAAGUCUUUCUGCAACGUCAAAGAGCUGGCUAAGUUUGUCACCAUGGUGAUCUUCACCAUGUCUGGCCAACAUUCCGCAGUCAACAAUGGCCAGUUUGAAUUCGGGGGAUUUAUGCCCAACUUUCCAAGCUCUCUCCGAUGUCCACCACCACAUCAAAAAGGAGAAACCACGAGGGACUCUGUUUUUGCGACCUUACCUGACAUCAGCACCACGAUCAACACCAUUGCUAUUGUGUUCUUGCUGAGCCAGGAGUCCGCUGAUCGGUAUCCGCUUGGACAUUACCCCGAGGAGCUGUUCAGCGAGGAGACGCCGCUGAAACUGAUAGCACAGUUUAAAAGUGCUCUGAAAGAUCUUGAGAUGAAAAUCGAUACCAGGAACAAGAAGCUUGUCCUGCCGUACAUAUACAUGAAUCCACGAAAUGUUGAUAACAGUGUUGCCAUUUAGAGUGAGGGUCUUUGAUUUGACCAUGUGUUUCUCCUCUGUAGGCCCUAAACACACCUGUCUGUUUAUUGUGCAGUGCCUUAAUAAUGGCAGCCCACUAAACAUGAGCAAAGCAGGCUAUGAAAAAUUCUAUAUUGCUUCUUCUUUUGAUCUUUCAUUUAAACUAUGAAAGCUAACCUGCAUGUGAAGUGCAAGAAAAAAACUUAUCAAGAAAUAAAUCAUUUUCUCAAAUUUGUGUGAGCCACAAUUGUUAGACUCCUUCAUUUAGCGCUUUGUCUAGCUUUCCUUUGCAAAGAUAACAGCUCUGAAUGUUUUCCUAUUAUGCUUAAUGAGACUGGAGAACUGGAUCAUUCCUCCAUACAGAACCUCUCCUGAUCCUUCAGAUUCUGAGAUCCAUGCUUGGAGACUCUCCUCUUUAGCUCAUUCCACAGGUUUUCUGUGGGGUUUAGGUCAGAAAACUGGGAUGGUCAUGGUAAAACCUUGAAUCUGUGGUCAGUGAACCAUGUUUGUGCUGAUUUUGGGAUCAAUGUUUUGCUGGAAAUUCCAAUCCAAAUGCAAUUUCAGCUUCCUGGCUGAGGCAGUAAGGUAUUGAUUUACUAUCUGUUGGCACUUGUUGACACAUGAUACCACAUACCUAAACAAGUUGUCCAGGGCCUUUGGAAGAAAAGGCCACUCAAACCGUUCUCCACUAUGUGCAUGGGGUCAAUAUAGACAUACAUCCUCUUCCUAGAUCUCUGUCUCCAGUUGCUUUAAGCUUCUUAAUUGUUGCUUGGAUAGCAGAAAUAGGCAAUUUCAACUGUUUAACUAUUUUCUUGUAGCCAUUUCCUGAUUUGUGCCUGAUGUCGUGUAUCAUUGCUGUUUCUUUCUCAUCGUGAUGGAUAACAGAGAAUGUGGCCUGUGUGUCACCUCCUGUUUAUACCCAGUGAAACAGCAAGUGAAAAUAUUAAUGUGUUCUGUUGCACGUCGACAAUAAAUUCAUCAGAAAA